Messenger RNA from Grammomys surdaster, 1200 nucleotides. It is a transcript of the gene F2rl1, whose product is annotated as F2R like trypsin receptor 1. NCBI's taxonomy places the organism in Eukaryota, Metazoa, Chordata, Mammalia, Rodentia, Muridae. Gene Ontology annotation, molecular function: thrombin-activated receptor activity. The coding region runs from base 1 to 1200 and encodes 399 amino acids. Gene Ontology annotation, cellular component: membrane. The record is from RefSeq and is a predicted model, not a curated record. The transcript has 3 exons. Gene Ontology annotation, biological process: phospholipase C-activating G protein-coupled receptor signaling pathway; blood coagulation; positive regulation of Rho protein signal transduction.
AUGCGAAGUCUCAGCCUGGUGUGGCUGCUGGGAGGUAUCACCCUUCUGGCGGCCUCGGUCUCCUGCAACCGAACCGAGAACUUUGCACGGGGACGACCCAACAGUAAAGGAAGAAGUCUCAUUGGCAGAUUGGAAACCCCGCCUCCAAUCACUGGGAAAGGAGUCUCAGUAGAACCAGGCUUCUCCAUUGAUGAAUUCUCUGCGUCCAUCCUCACUGGGAAGCUGACCACUGUCUUUCUUCCGAUCAUCUACAUUAUUGUAUUUGUGAUUGGUUUGCCCAGUAAUGGCAUGGCCCUCUGGAUCUUCCUUUUCCGAACAAAGAAGAAACACCCUGCUGUGAUUUACAUGGCCAACCUGGCCUUGGCAGACCUCCUCUCUGUCAUCUGGUUCCCCCUGAAGAUCGCCUACCACCUCCAUGGCAACAACUGGAUCUACGGGGAGGCACUUUGCAAGGUGCUUAUUGGCUUUUUCUAUGGCAACAUGUACUGCUCCAUCCUUUUCAUGACCUGCCUCAGCGUACAGAGGUACUGGGUGAUAGUGAACCCCAUGGGACAUCCCAGGAAGAAGGCAAACAUCGCUGUCGGCGUCUCCCUGGCUAUCUGGAUCCUGAUUUUUCUGGUCACCAUCCCUUUGUAUGUCAUGAAGCAGACUAUCCACAUUCCAGCCUUGAACAUCACCACCUGUCACGAUGUGCUGCCUGAGGAGGUAUUGGUGGGGGACAUGUUCAAUUACUUCCUCUCCCUGGCCAUUGGAGUCUUCCUGUUUCCGGCCGUACUUACUGCGUCUGCCUAUGUGCUCAUGAUCAAGACACUGCGUUCCUCUGCCAUGGAUGAGCACUCGGAGAAGAAAAGGCGGAGGGCUAUCAGGCUCAUCAUCACCGUGCUCGUCAUGUACUUCGUCUGCUUCACGCCCAGCAACCUUCUGCUCGUCGUGCAUUACUUCCUAAUCAAGAGCCAGAGGCAGAGCCACGUCUACGCCCUCUACCUCGUCGCCCUCUGCCUGUCGACCCUCAACAGCUGCAUAGACCCCUUUGUCUAUUACUUUGUCUCGCAAGAUUUCAGGGAUCACGCCAGGAACGCGCUCCUCUGCCGAAGUGUCCGCACCGUGAACCGCAUGCAGAUAUCGCUCACCUCCAACAAGUUCUCCAGGAAAUCCGGCUCUUACUCUUCAAGCUCAACCAGUGUUAAAACCUCCUAUUGA